Molecule: messenger RNA, 2361 nt
Organism: Sesamum indicum (sesame)
Lineage: Eukaryota; Viridiplantae; Streptophyta; Magnoliopsida; Lamiales; Pedaliaceae
Gene: RBP-DR1
Product: RNA-binding protein-defense related 1
Cellular component (GO): ribonucleoprotein complex
Molecular function (GO): RNA binding
Source: RefSeq, a predicted model, not a curated record
UAGUGGGGAAAUGGGAGGGCAAUUCGGCUGCGUUCAAUUAUUAUAAUGAAAUUAAAUGAAAGAAAAGAGAGAGAGAGAGAGAGAGAGAGGAGGAGUGAAGAAGAUCCCAACAAGAGAAGUUUUGGCAUCUAGAAAUUCUCAAUUAUUUUAGCUCCGUUACCAGCGAAGCGAAGCGAAGACUCGGCGCACAACAAGAAACCACACUCUCUCUCUCGGAUCAUCAUCAUUAAGCCUUUGCGUUGAAGCCGGGGAAGAGUGAGAGAAGAUUACUUCUAGAGAGAUAAAACUCUGUCUUCUCUCUCUGUAAUGGCGGAAGAGGAGAGCGUCAAGUUGUUCGUUGGUCAAGUCCCCAAGCACAUGACGGAAUCGCAGCUUCUUGCAAUGUUCCAAGAGUUUGCUCUAGUCGAUGAAGUCAACAUAAUUAAAGACAAGGUCACGCGUGCUUCUCGAGGGUGUUGUUUUUUGAUAUGUCCUUCGAAGGAGGAAGCGGACAAGGCGGUUAAUGCGUGUCAUAACAAGAAAACGCUGCCUGGGGCUUCUAGUCCGUUGCAAGUGAAGUAUGCUGAUGGCGAGUUGGAAAGGCUAGAGCACAAACUCUUCAUCGGUAUGCUUCCAAAAAAUGUUUCUGAUGCUGAGGUCUCCACGUUAUUUUCCCAAUAUGGAACCAUAAAAGACUUGCAGCUUCUUAGAGGUUCCCAGCAAACUAGCAAAGGUUGUGCUUUUCUGAAGUUUGAGACAAAAGAACAAGCACUUGCAGCCAUGGAAGCCCUCAAUGGGAAGCAUAAGAUGGAGGGUUCAACUGUUCCUUUGGUGGUCAAGUGGGCUGAUACAGAAAAGGAAAGACAGGCUCGGAGGGCUCAAAAAGCUCUUUCAUUGGCAUCUAAUGUGCCAAAUACCGACUCCAGCCAGCAUCCAUCUUUGUUUGGUGCUUUACCAAUGGGUUACAUUCCUUCAUAUAAUGGAUAUGGUUAUCAGACUCCGGGGACAUAUGGACUCAUGCAUUAUCGCCUACCGCCAUUGCAGAAUCAACAUGCUUUUCACAAUCUGAUUCCACCUUUAAACCAAGGAAAUACUGUUCGUGGAUCCACACCUGAUCUUUCAUCUGGAAUGACCCCAAGAAAUUAUGCACCUGCAAGUUAUGUAGGAUCUGCUUAUCCCACUGUGCCUGGGGUUCAAUAUCCCGUGACUUAUCCUGGAGGAAUGAUGAGUAACCGGCCAUUGGGAGGUUCUUCGGGAUCUCUAUCACCUUCUACUGCAAAUAGCCAAUCUGCAGCAUCUUCAAGUGUCAGUACUAGUUCUGGGGGCCAGAUUGAAGGUCCACCUGGAGCUAAUUUGUUUAUUUACCACAUCCCUCAAGAAUUUGGUGAUGACGAGCUUGCAAAUGCCUUUCAGCGUUUUGGGAGGGUAUUGAGCGCCAAGGUUUUUGUUGACAAAGCAACUGGCGUCAGCAAAUGUUUUGGAGCUCAACAAAAGCCCCUUCGGUCAAUUCUCGUGAAUGUUGUCCCAGUUUGAGGUUCAUUAUUUGCAAUUCAAACCGGCUUUCCAAGUUAUGUUGCAACAUGUCUUCUCUACCAUUUCCCUUGGAAAUUACUGAAUGGGUUGCAACUUAAAUAAGCCUAGUAUUUGCAUGUAGACGCCAGUAGGUUCAUGCUUGUUGUGAUGGCCAAAAACUUGUGUUUGGCUGCAGGUUCUGAACUAUCUCGCAAUUUCCAUUUAUUGUGAAUUGACACCUGAAACAGGUUGGCCGCAUAUGUUGGUCCUGGCUGUGAGUUUUGGUGCGUGUAUGCAUUGCUGUUGCUUAAUUAUUGGGGUAUUAUAGUCCAUAGUGCAGGAUUCCCCUUCUCGGUUGGUCCACAUGUUGGUGAGAUUCCAUCAUCUUCAAGUAACCAGACAUAGCAGUGUGGUUAUGGACAUUGGUCAUCAUCGAUGCCUAAUGCAACCAUCUCUAUUCUUGAAGUGCUGACUCUACUUGGAAUGUUAACUUUCCAUCACGCACUUUUAAAAAAAAAAAAAAAAAUUGAUCAGGUCAAGAAUGGGAAGCUACAUACAGAGUUGUCCCAUACGGAAUAGAGGUAAGCAUUGUGAGGAAUGAAGGACACGUUUUAGUGGGUGCAUUUUGUCAAAACCAAACCAAACUUAUCCAAGAGGGACUUGACCCGCUUUUCUCUGUGGACUUUAACAAAGUCGUGUUCAAUAAUGAAGGUUUGUGCGUGUUUUUGAAAAUGAACCUGCAGAUGCUGCCUGGCGCCGCAAGUUCUGGUAUGUAUGAGAUGAUUUAAUGCCGACACAAAAUUUUAUUGUCUUUGUUAGAGGAGCGUUGGGAAAGUGGCAACAAUUACCUGCAGCUUCAAACCAAAUUAA